Messenger RNA from Acyrthosiphon pisum (pea aphid), 1154 nucleotides. Its product is annotated as putative beta-mannosidase. Lineage: Eukaryota; Metazoa; Arthropoda; Insecta; Hemiptera; Aphididae. The record is from RefSeq and is a predicted model, not a curated record. The transcript is spliced from 2 exons. Gene Ontology annotation, molecular function: beta-mannosidase activity. The coding region runs from base 831 to 1130 and encodes 99 amino acids. Gene Ontology annotation, biological process: glycoprotein catabolic process.
GUUCGCGUUCGGUCGUCAGCCGUGGAGUCGUUCGGCGGUGGGUAGAGGGGUCACGUUCCGACCGGGGAGCAUGCGUGGUACUGCGGCACGUACGCAAACGCUGUAUACUAAUAAUAAUAAUAUACAAUAAUAACAACGCGACGAUCUUAUAAUAAUAACAAAUAACCAGGAAUAAUAAUAAUUGUAUAUUGUUUUUUAAAAUUAUAAUAUUGUAUAAUAGUUGUACAGCCGUACAGGUACCGGAUGGAACGCUACAAUAUUAUUAAUACAUUGGCGGACUGGUGUACAGAACACUGUAUUACAAUAAUUAAUUGUAUACGCGUCGUGUAUUAUGUCGUAAUGUUCUAGAUUUGUUUAGAGUAGUAUUAUACCCGAAUACGAGGAUUUUUGUUCGUAUUAUUAGCAUUUCAUUUAUUCUGUGUUAUUAGUAUAAUAUUAUACCCGUAAAAUCGUACAUUGAAUACAAUAAUACAAACAGUACAACAUUGUACGCACAUCAGCUGCUGCUGACGUACCUAAUAGGCACUACCUAUACGAUGUAAACUGAAAAGCAGUCGUUUAAAGGCGUUUAAAUAAUAAGCAACGUCGUAGUGUUCGCUGUAUACCUAGCUAUACGACUACGUUAUGUUUAUAACAUUAAUGUUAAGAUUACACUCGUGUCGUGUAUGAACACGGGAGACGGCACCUAGUUGCGGACAGAGUCCGAACGAUUAGAGUGACCAUCACACUCCGACACUCGGGCUCUGGCCUCUGACACUAUCGUCUAUCAGUAUUCAGUACGACUUUUGCUGGUGAACCGGUACGCAUACGGCACCGUGCUCGCUGGAAUCAUGCGAGUCGUAGAAGAAAUGAUUGCAGCGCUGUUCCUCCUGUGCUCGUCGGCCACGUCCAGCACGGUAUUCGAGUUGUCAUUGGACUCGUCUCACUGGCGCUUCGCUAACAGGAAUACCAGUGUCUUUGGAACAGGCCGUGUGCCCGGCGGAGUGUUCGCCGACUUGCGAUCCAACGGCGUACUGAACGAAGAUCCGUUACGCCGGUACAACGACGUAGCAUACCGAUGGGUAUCCGAGGACGAUUGGAUUUACUCCGCGACUUUUAAAGGUGAGGGAGCAGGACCCGUUCACAAAUAAUUUCGUCUGAAUGCGCGGGCCUAA